UCAUGCAACCAGUGAUAAACACACCUCGGCCACGGCUUCAUGUCAGACAUGCUGCGCGCUUAAAUUACCGUCGAAAACCCAUAACUACCUCAUGCAUCUUUGCCUGUCACCGACACAAUACAAAUGUCAGCCGUCGCCGCACGAGGAGCGGCGAUUUUAUCAUAUAAUAGAAAAUGACUGAAGGUCUCCGACAACAACAUGAGAAGCCGUUUUUCAUUUAGUGAUGUGAAUGCUGACAACGCGCGCCAAUUUCAGCCACAGUAUGGGUGGCGAAUGGCGAUUGUGAAUCAACAUCAAAUGAGCCGUUCACGUAAACCAAAAAUGUGUGUGCGCGUGUGGUUAGAGGUCGGUCAUGCGUGUGAGCCGCGUCGCGCCGCAUCGGGUCGCGCGUUGGCACUCGACUGGAGCGUGUACGUGCGCGGCGCGCGCGGCGCCGACAUUAGCGCCUUUGUGCACAAGGUCGUCUUCCACCUCUACCCGGCUAGCGCCUUCGUCUAUCCUAAGAGAGUACUUCAAGAGCCGCCGUAUGAGAUCCAGGAGUCGGGCUGCUCCUCCAUUGAUAUCCCGAUACACGUGUACCUAAAGUACAGCACUAAACCAAAGAGAAUACGCCUCAGAUACAGUUUGCACAUAGAAAAUAACAACGAGGCUAGUUCGGAGUCGAGGUGCCUUUAUUACGACGUAAACAACCCCUCGGAGCAGCUAUACAACGCCUUAAUGAAGGGCGGCGGUGAGGUAAUCGCGCGAACCAGCUCCGCAGAUGCCAGCCACAAGCUUCUUGUGUUGCUCGAUGAAGAGAAGAAAGACUUGAAAAUACCACGCUCUAAAAGGUACAAGUUUGUGGAGCCACUUCGAUGUAAACACGCGCCAAAAACCAAAUACAUUCUUGAAGAAAUAUGUCCUAAAUGUGGCGAUUCAAUUAAUGCGGGUUUCAGGAAACAGUUGCGUGCUGUUGAUAUGACACAAGACGAAAUUGAACGAGUCUCGCACUUGUAUUUGUCAUUCAAUAGUUACGAGAAGUCCUUGAAUGCGAUUAAGUUGCCGUCGUUUUCCGAUCCAAUUUAUAGAGUGCCAGAACUACCGAUAUCCCUACGCGGUGCUCUCCGAGAUGUGAAAACGGAUUAUACGGUGUUAUGACGUGCCUCGCUUUCGACAUAUUUGUGCCAUUGGAAUAUAAAUAUUUUAUUUUUUCACUUUGUAUGUGCAAAUUUGAGAAACUAUUCUUAAACUAGAAUUUAUUUACACGUUUUAAUGUUACCCUUGUGGAUAUAGAAUAUAUAUUUUUUACUUUAACUAGGACCUAACAUACGAAAUAUUGUUUGUUAAAUAAUUUUUAAAGCGUGCUGUGAUGAAGAUCUCAGAAUUAUUUACUUGAUAAAUAGUUUAUUUUUAAUUAACAUUAUAUUGUAAUAUUAUGAAGUUCUUAAUAUAAAUAAACUCAAGAAAAUUUAUUGUGUACUGCUAAAUCUAACGAAUACCUACUGAAAUAUUUUUGUGCUCAAAAGUCAAAUUAUUAUUUAUUGUAAAUAAAAUAUUAUACAUUCUACAAUUAUUACAGGGUACUUUUACGUAAAUUUUAAGGGUAAAACUAAAUGCUUUUUGUUUUUAUGGUUAGGAUUUUGUUUUUGUUUUUAGAAAAUUAUCAUUUCGAAAAUAAUGUAUGGUUACGAUAAUUUGGAAAGUUAAAUGUUUAAGUUAAAAUUUUUGUAGUCCUUAGUUAUAAGAUCUGUUGUUUUAUUUAUUUUACCAGAGACUCCAAU
Pieris napi is the source of this 1760-nucleotide messenger RNA. Its product is annotated as protein AF-9-like. Lineage: Eukaryota; Metazoa; Arthropoda; Insecta; Lepidoptera; Pieridae. Gene Ontology annotation, cellular component: super elongation complex. The record is from RefSeq and is a predicted model, not a curated record. The transcript has 5 exons. Gene Ontology annotation, biological process: regulation of DNA-templated transcription. Bases 199 to 1137 code for a protein of 312 amino acids.